CGAGGGUUCAUCGGGCUCUGGUUACAGUGGAGAGGAGGGCGGCGACUCUAGCUCUGGCGAAGGUUCUGGCUCUGGCUAUGGUGGAGAGGAAGGAGGUGACUCUAGCUCUGGCGAAGGUGGCAAGGGCGAGAGCUCUGGAGGCUCUGGAUCGUCAGGCAGCGGUGAAGAUUCUUACUCUGGCGAGGGCUCUGGAUCGUCAGGCAGUGGUGAAGAUUCUUACUCUGGCGAGGGCUCUGGAUCGUCAGGCAGUGGCGAAGAUUCUUACUCUGGCGAGGGCUCUGGAUCGUCAGGCAGUGGCGAAGAUUCUUACUCUGGCGAAGGCUCCGAAUCGUCCGGCGAGGGCUCUUACAGUGGUGAGGGAUCCGGCUCAAGCGAUGACAGCUCUUAUGGAGGUGGUGCCAGCUCUGGCGGCGAGGGUAGCUCGUAUGGUGGCAGUGAUGGAGGCUCUUACGGUGGCGAGGAUGGUGGUUAUGGAACCGUUACCACCACCGUCUACAAGACCGUUUACCCUGAGGGCUACGAACCUACAGGUGUUGCUGAUGGCGGAUACGGUGGCAAGCCAACAGCCGCCUACGAAGACCCCAAAACUUUUGCCACCGAGACAGUCUACGCUACGGUGGCGCCUGAACCUACAUAUGGUGGCGAUAGCGGCAGCUACGAUGGUGAGCAGGGUCAGGGCGGAGAAAACUACGACGGUGAACAAGGCGGUAAAGGUCAAGGUGCACCACCUCAUGGAUACCCUGGUCUUGGCUACCAGUGGUUGAAGUGGCUGUUGCACUGGAACUAGGAGUAUAGCCCACCCCUUGUGAGCCAGAAAAGAGAAGGUGGAGCGGCAUCACCUAGAUGAAGUUUUGUUUGUGUUCUACUUAGUCCUGUACAAUUGUAAUAUUUUAGAGAAGUUGUCAAAA
This is a messenger RNA of Truncatella angustata, 908 nucleotides long. RefSeq lists its product as uncharacterized. The record is from RefSeq and is a predicted model, not a curated record. The transcript is spliced from 2 exons. Bases 78 to 764 code for a protein of 228 amino acids. Lineage: Eukaryota; Fungi; Ascomycota; Sordariomycetes; Amphisphaeriales; Sporocadaceae.